CUUCAAACCUCAUCCCUUCUCUCUAAAUCUUGAAAAUCGCAUCGGCAACAGUUGGUAAGUAUGCUCAUGCUGAGUUUGAAGAGCUACCAGUGUGUCUGUGGGCUCCCACGGACGUUUCAUGGAAGGUGUUUGGAGCGUCUCCUUCCACACCUCUGAUUGCACUCAGGAGAUCACGAACAUCUUGCGUUGCCUCCGUCUCCGUCUGAUUUCAACAUAUGGAGUGGAAAGGAACGGUGGAAGGGAAAGCCGGAUAAACGACAGCUGUUGACGAAAGAGCGUUUUUGUCCAGUCCCCCAGAAACGCACAAACGACCGAAAUGCCACGCUAUCAACCACUCUCCCUGGACCCAUCGGAAUCGACUCCACACCGACGGUCGAAAACUGCGUUCUACUGCGGCUGGUGCGGGGAUGUGAUCAUUCAGCUGUUCGAUAGCAUUUCGCAUAAGUUCCCGUCGAGGAUUGCGUUUGUGGGAUAUCUGUCGGGCGGCCUGUUUGCUGUUGCCUGGUGGACGUUCAUUGAUGGGCUGACCUAUGCACGAACGCGACCAGAACCGUUGCCGGUGUCGACGGGUGUGGAGGAUUGGAUUCCGGGGAUCUUAUCGACGUUGGCACUGAUUAUUGUGAAUCUUAUCGACCGGGAAAUGUUGAACAGCGAAGGGGACGGCUCGUUUGGCGGCCCCAACAUCGCUACGAGAGCACGGGGAUGCGCUUUCGUAGGCGUCUCCAUCGCUCUCGGAUCUCUUGGUGGCGGAUUCGCCGUAACAUUUUUGAAGUACAUUCUGCAACAUCACACAUCCGGUGAUGAAGCGUACCUCGGUUAUUGUAUAACUCUGCAGAACAUCUUGAUCUUUGCCUCAUCAAUGAUUUUAUGGUUCGGACGUAAUAGUGGGAACGACUCUCAAGCAUUCCCAGGAUAUUGAUAGCGUUAAUGCGAAACCAUGGCCCUAGGUGGUCGGCAACAGAUUUUGUACAUUCUUAGCAGCCUGAAACCCAUUCUCUCCUGCAACAUGUUGGCCUUUCCCAAAUAUAAUGGCGCGAUGCAGGCAUCCUGUACUGCAUCGGCCAGUUGACUCGA
Fimicolochytrium jonesii is the source of this 1074-nucleotide messenger RNA. RefSeq lists its product as uncharacterized. The record is from RefSeq and is a predicted model, not a curated record. The transcript has 5 exons. Bases 317 to 919 code for a protein of 200 amino acids. Lineage: Eukaryota; Fungi; Chytridiomycota; Chytridiomycetes; Spizellomycetales; Powellomycetaceae. Gene Ontology annotation, biological process: protein targeting to vacuole; late endosome to vacuole transport via multivesicular body sorting pathway. Gene Ontology annotation, cellular component: fungal-type vacuole membrane; Vps55/Vps68 complex.